UGGGGGAAUCUUCACGACUCACACACAAAUAAAGAUAAUAACUCGGAGAAACCGAAGCGAGUUUGACUCUCUGAGUUCAUCACCGAGUCAACUCUGCUCUUCUCCAUCUCCACCACCAUGGCUGCUGCAGCUUCACUCCACACCUCAAUCUCUCCGCGUAGCUUCCUCCCUCUCUCCAAACCAUCUCUGAUGAAACCUCACCGCUCUCAAACUCUCCUGAGAAAAAACAAACAGAGAAGCUGCGUUUCGUGCGCGUUGAUCCGAGACGAAGUCGAUGUGAUUCCGGUUCAGAGCCGAGACCGUACGGACCACGAGGUGGUUUUGAUGAGCGCCGAGACGGAGAGAGAUGGUAACGAAGCGGUGGUUGUAGGGUUUGUUCCCGCUGCGACGACGACGAGCGAAGGUCAGCUUUCGUUAGAAGGCUUCCCUUCUUCUUCAGGAGCUGAUUUGGGAGAUGAGAAGAGAAGAGAGAACGAAGAGAUGGAGAAGAUGAUUGAUCGAACCAUUAACGCUACGAUCGUUUUAGCUGCUGGUUCUUACGCCAUUACCAAGUUGCUCACCAUCGAUCAUGAUUACUGGCAUGGAUGGACACUGUUUGAGAUACUGAGAUAUGCUCCUCAACAUAACUGGAUUGCUUACGAAGAAGCGUUAAAGCAAAACCCUGUUCUAGCCAAAAUGGUCAUAAGUGGAGUUGUCUACUCUGUUGGAGAUUGGAUAGCUCAGUGCUACGAAGGCAAACCGUUGUUUGAAAUCGAUAGAGCAAGAACAUUGAGAUCAGGACUAGUUGGUUUCACACUCCAUGGCUCGUUAUCUCAUUUCUAUUACCAGUUCUGUGAGGAGCUUUUCCCAUUUCAAGAUUGGUGGGUGGUUCCUGUCAAAGUCGUCUAUGAUCAAACUGUAUGGUCGGCUAUAUGGAACAGUAUUUACUUCACGGUUCUUGGCUUUCUACGUUUUGAAUCUCCUCUCAGCAUCUUUAAAGAACUAAAAGCUACGUUCUUUCCUAUGUUAACAGCUGGGUGGAAGCUAUGGCCAUUUGCUCAUUUGAUCACGUACGGUGUGGUCCCUGUUGAACAACGACUUUUAUGGGUAGAUUGCGUGGAGCUUAUUUGGGUCACUAUACUCUCGACUUACUCGAACGAGAAAUCAGAAACAAGAAUAUCUGAGUCUGUCAUUGAGAGCUCUUCAAGUUCUACCACAUCCAUUGAUCCCUCCAAGGAAUGAGAAAGCAGAAACCCAAAAUUGGGUCUUAUGAUCCUUCAUCACAUUGUAUAUGUAUAUAUAUACAUAGAGUUUAGCCAAUAGAGUGGCUGGAGAUUUGAGAUUGAUACAGAGGAGAUGAAGAUAUUCAAAUGGAUGUAUCUCUCUUGAUGUAUAAGCAAAUAUAAUCAAAAUAUUAAAUACACAAGAGAGAAAAAAAAUUAUAAUUAAAUAUGAUUACAGCUUAAUAAAGCUUGCAGGUCA
This is a messenger RNA of Camelina sativa (false flax), 1461 nucleotides long. RefSeq lists its product as uncharacterized. Lineage: Eukaryota; Viridiplantae; Streptophyta; Magnoliopsida; Brassicales; Brassicaceae. The record is from RefSeq and is a predicted model, not a curated record. Gene Ontology annotation, cellular component: membrane; cytoplasm.